AACACGGAUCCGAAGUAUGACAUAGAAGGGAUGCCUCUUCGUGGCAAAUAAAAGCCCUCGCGAUUUUGACUAGAUGAUCCCUUCGACCAUAACACCCGAAUACUCACUCCAAUUCCAACCAUGCAGCUCACGCUCAUUUUCACCACACUCGUUACAUUUGCUGCUAUUGCUGCGUCACAUUCGACGCCAAAAUUGGUCAAAAAACAUGCUUCUCUGGCUAGGCGCCAGGAACUUUCCUCCAACCUCAUCGGUCAUCUUAAACCCAGGCUUGGGAUGCCCGAUACACCUGAUAAACCUGAUGAACCUGACUCGGUUGACUUUGGCGAUACGCCUGAUACACCUGACUCGGUUGGUUUUGGUGAUACACCUAAUUUUCUCGCGUCGUCUCCCCUCCCAUUUCCUCAUCCCGCCAGCUCCUCUGACUCUGACUCCUCCGACUCUGACGAUAAGUCCGUCGAUUCUGACUCCUCCGACUCUGAUUCCGACGAUAAGUCCGUCGCUUCUGACUCUUCCGACUCUGAUUCCGACGAGAAGUCUGUCGAUUCUGAUUCCGACGACUCUGAUUCCGAUGAGAAGUCCGUUAAUUCUGACUCCACCGCCGAUGCUGAUGCAAGCGGUGAAGCCGACGAUGACGACGACAUUGAUAAUGAUGACACAGGAAGUGAGGAGCGCGGGAUGCGCGAGGAGGGCGAGGAGGCUGAAUCUUACCAUGCCCACACGAGAAGGUCUGACACAAUAGACAGUGGCGACACGGGGCGUGAGGAUGUUGGAUCUCAUUACGUUCACAAGAGAAGCCCCCACUCCCGCGACCCUAAAUCCUCCGCCUCUCAUUCAACCGACGAAAGUGACAAUAGUGACAGUGGCGACACGGGGCGUGAGGAUGUUGGAUCUCAUUACAUUCACGAGAGAAGCCCCCACUCCCGCGACUCCAAGUCCUCCGCCUCUCAUUCAACUGACGAAAGCGACAACAGUGACAGUGGCGACACGGGGCGUGAGGACGUUGGAUCUCAUGACGUUCACAAGAGAAGCCCCCACUCCCGCGACCCUAAAUCCUCCGCCUCUCAUUCAACCGACGAAAGUGACAACAGUGACAGUGGCGACACGGGGCGUGAGGAUGUUGGAUCUCAUUACAUUCACGAGAGAAGCCCCCACUCCCGCGACUUCAAGUCCUCCGCCUCUCAUUCAACUGACGAAAGUGACAACAGUGACAGCGGCGACACGGGGCGCGAGGAUGUUGGAUCUCAUUACGUUCACAAGAGAAGCCCCCACUCCCGCGGCUCCAAGUCCUCCGCCUCUCAUUCAACCGACGAAAGUGACAACAGUGACAGCGGCGACACGGGGCGCGAGGAUGUUGGAUCUCAUUACGUUCACAAGAGAAGCCCCCACUCCCGCGACUCCAAGUCCUCCGCCUCUCAUUCAACCGACGAAAGCGACAACAGUGACAGCGGCGACACGGGGCGCGAGGAUGUUGGAUCUCAUUACGUUCACAAGAGAAGCCCCCACUCCCGCGACUCCAAGUCCUCCGCCUCUCAUUCAACCGACGAAAGCGACAACAGUGACAGCGGCGACACGGGGCGCGAGGAUGUUGGAUCUCAUUACGUUCACAAGAGAAGCCCCCACUCCCGCGACUUCAAGUCCUCCGCCUCUCAUUCAACCGACGAAAGCGACAACAGUGACAGCGGCGACACGGGGCGCGAGGAUGUUGGAUCUCACCGUGUUCACAAGAGAAAGGCUUUUGUUUACCAUCUCAAGGCCGAAAAGCGCUACAACUAGGCAAUAUAUCCGAGAGAGCUUUCGAAUUAGGGAAGGGUUGCGAGAAGACGUAUUGAGUUUAAUACAUCAUAGAGCUACAGCAUCAACACGCAGGCUAGCUCAGGUUGGUGUGUUAAAAUCGAUUCUGGAGAUCCUUAUUAUUUGCACGAGAAAGCAGAUAACUUUGUUGAAUCGAUUAAGACGAGCACUGACGAUCACAUUCCGAGUUUCUUACCUACUGGCAAGGCUUCACCUUUUAGAGAUCAUAUUCGCGAGAGGUUCGAGUAAUAAGUUCCCUACUUCUGCACCAAAUAUUCGCGAGUUACGUCUCUCUAGCCACUGCAUGCGGCUGCUACUAUGUCACUGCCAUUGGCUCUUUGCUAACGAUAA
This is a messenger RNA of Suillus fuscotomentosus, 2142 nucleotides long. RefSeq lists its product as uncharacterized. The transcript is spliced from 5 exons. NCBI's taxonomy places the organism in Eukaryota, Fungi, Basidiomycota, Agaricomycetes, Boletales, Suillaceae. The record is from RefSeq and is a predicted model, not a curated record. Bases 121 to 1773 code for a protein of 550 amino acids.